Thunnus maccoyii (southern bluefin tuna) is the source of this 3925-nucleotide messenger RNA. RefSeq names its product family with sequence similarity 241 member A (gene fam241a). The transcript has 2 exons. Gene Ontology annotation, cellular component: intracellular membrane-bounded organelle. NCBI's taxonomy places the organism in Eukaryota, Metazoa, Chordata, Actinopteri, Scombriformes, Scombridae. The coding region runs from base 132 to 584 and encodes 150 amino acids. The record is from RefSeq and is a predicted model, not a curated record.
UUUGCUCCAAUUGGAUGAUGAUGUUGCGUUCUCGUGAACCUGUCGCGAACGCGCCUCACAGGGCGUACGAUCACCUCACUCUUUCGUAUGGUUUGAUUCCUGAAAGUUAAUGUCAGUGGACUCGCUGUAAAAUGUCCGCUGUAACGCCGCCUGUGCAGGACCAGUAUGUUUUCCAUCGACGUGAUUUUGAAGAGCCGUCGUUUGAAAACCAGAGCAGAUGUCACACUCCUCCUCAGCCCGUCCUCGGCGCGCGGCAGAUCGCACCACACCAGCAGCGACACCGGGGUGACGCCAUCAGGACCCGACCACGGCCUCCCAGCAACCCCGGCAGCAGGUGGCCACACAUGGACGACCCCACUACCAGGGAGCCUCAGACGGAUGACUGUGAGCGGAUGGGGACUCUGUUUGGGAUGAUCAACAAGUGUCUGCGGGGGAUGGGCUUCAGCCAGAUGUACUUUGGGGACAAGAUAGUGGAGCCGGUGGUGAUCGUCUUCUUCUGGCUGCUCCUCUGGUUCCUGGGCAUCCAGGCGCUCGGACUGGUGGGAACUCUGUGCAUCAUCAUCAUCUACAUCCAGAAAGAAUGAUGAGCUGCUGAUCAGAGCGGAGCCUGCGGUUCUCUUUGGUUUAUGCUCACACACACGCAGGACUCAUUUCACACUGACGGAGGUUUGGGUCUGUGCUGCUCUGGUGACGGUGCCGAUGGACACGGCGGGUUUAUGUGGAUGCUAUCGAGCGUUUUUCGUUCAGAGCAAAUCCAAGCGGUGUGUAGCUUCCCCUGCCUCAGUGGCAGGAGUGCUGCUCUCCUCAUGACUUAAUGGUGUUGAUCAGCUGAUUUUAAAGGAACAUGACAUGUGAGAAGUGUCUGGUCUCUGUGUGUCAGAGGCUAACAGAGAGAGGAAGCUCGGGAGUGCCAGCUCGCAGGAAACAGAACUGUGUGUUUGGCUUAAAAAGAUAAAGAGAUCUGUACCAUGCAAGAUGUUCAUGUGGUGUGCAAACCCAGCAGUAAUAUCACUCCAAUAAUCAAUCAUAAGAAACAGUGUCUGAAUGUAUGAUGGCAAACAGUACGUUACGCUCUUGUGAAGGCUUUUUUGCUGUAAAACUUUUAUUCUGUGAUAGAUGCGAGGGAGUCGGAUGAUAAAUGAGGAAGUGUAAUUAUUGUUAUUGCUCCAAUAAUAGAAUUUCAUCUGAUGAUUGCGUCUGACAAUGCAGAGCCUCUUUACAAUCUGCUGUGCAGAGAAUCGCCACCUGCAAAACCUGGUUCUGAAUGUGGAUCACUUCUAAAUAACGUUCUCUCCUCUGCUCUCUGUCUGUCAGUGGCUGUAUUUUCCUGAGGAUGUGACACAAAUACACAGCAGAUACCACAGAGGAAAUAAUAAAAUGAAGAAUGGUUACAAUUUACCUUAAUCAACAUCAGCUGUUCUCGUUAGUAUGAGAGACAGCAGUAAGAGAGACAGAACCAGCAGAACAGAAACGUCUUUGUGCUAAUAUUGAACCAUAAUGCACAAGCUAAAACCAAACACUGACUAAGUAGCUGUUUUAUCCUAAUUAGCCAUGUAUCUUAAAAUGUGAUGAAUUCUUCUUACAGACCCAAGGAAGGUUGAAUUGAGGGUAACUGGACUUGGUUGUAGAUACUUGAAGACAAGGGGCUUCUUCAGUUCUGACUGACUGGCCCAGAGUCCCAGGUAUUUAACCUCUGUGGGGUCGUUAUAAAGGUCAUUGAUACCACUUGGUUUGUUAGUGCUCCUGGCUGUAACCACAGUCAGUCAUUAAGAGUUGUUGGAGUCACCUGAGGCCCAGUGUAAACAACAGUUGUUGGAGUUGUCACAUGGCCAAAUGUGAAUGCUUGUUAAAUCUCCUUGGAAGGGAUGAAAGGACAGUAUUGUAAGUGGGGGGGGAUAAGUGGUGUGGUAGACCUCCUCCCCUGUUGAGAGAUGGUUUCUCUACUUUGACGUAAAUGGCCUCCUUCACUCCUCUAUCAAACUAUUUGUCCUCCCUAUCCAAAAUAUGUAUGCUGUUGUCCUCGAAAGAAUGUCCCUCAUCUUUCAGGUGCUGUUGCAGACAUCCAAGAAAGUCCAGGAAGGUUACGUCACAACGCGUUCACUCAUUGGCGAUAAAAAACAAUUAAUACGUGUGAAUUGCUUCACAAUUCUACGUAUAAAACCUUUAAUCGUUGUUUACUUUCCCCAAUGUACAAGUCAUGUGCAUUCCUCAGGGCAGUGGACUGCAUACACUAGAUUGCUCUUCUUGUGUUAGGGUGUGCAGUCUUUCAGGUGGACCAGUAUCUGUCUUAGUGUGUUGCUGGAUUUGAAAAACACAGGGAUGCAAUGUUUCUUAAAAAUCAUUCUGAGUUUCUCAGAUACUCCAGACAUGUAUGGAAUAACUAUGUUGUUGUGUUUAUUCUUCUUUUCUUCACCACCUGCAGUGUUGUCGUUCUUCUGGAUCUUGUGGCUGUUUUCACAAAGGUCCAGUUGUGAUAUCCACAAAUUUUAAGUGCAUCCUUCAGGUGUUUGCGCUCCUUCUCUUGGGCCUGGGCAUCAGCUCGGUGGUGCAGGGUUCUGAUAACUCCUAGCUUAAACUCCAGCGGGUGGUGAGAGUCAAAAACUAUUGUAUUGGUCUGUGUGUGGGUUUCCUGUAUACUCCAGUGUGGAGGCUCCUGUCCUCUUCUAUGUGUGCGACACAACAUCCAGGAGCACUUACAAACCAAGUGGUAUCAGUGACCUUGAUAACAACCCCACAGAAGUGAAAUACCUGGGACUGACUCCCAACCAGUCAGUUAGAACUGAAGAAGCCCUUUGGAUGAGAGGCAAAAUAUCUUCAAGUAUCUACAUCCAAGUCCAGUGGCCCUCAAUUCAACCCUCCUUGGAUAACCAUGACCUAGAUGAACGCAGAAUCUUCACAGACAAUUCUUCUAGACUUUGAAAUCAACCUCCUCCCUCUACCAGAUAAGAGAGAUGAUUAUCAACUGUGAUAUUCCACAUUAGUCAUAUCUUAAGCCAUCAGACUGUUUUAGUUGAGUUCAAUGUACACUAAAUGCCUCUUUAUAAUCAUCAUAUCUAAUCAAACACAACAUCUUCUUUUUAUAUAUCUUCUUCAGUUCAGCUGUUGUUAGUCUAACACAAACACAUCAAUCCAAAGCUGAAUGUUCUCACUUCAGACAGAUGAAGAUGAGGUCAACCCUUUUCCUCUCCAUCACCUGCAUGUGCAACUUAUCUGUGUCAGCCAUUCACAUUCACUGGCAACGUUUUGCUCCAGCGCAGGAAGUACUGUGGUGUUUGAUGAGGUGACUUUAUAAUAUUUAACCAAGACCACAAUCUUUUCCAAACUGUAACCAAUGGCACAGAUUUCCUAAACAUAACUAACCAUAAAUCUGUUCAUCUACUGUUGUUGUCAAGAGUGAAACCUAUACUGGGCUGCAUGAAGUUUCCAUUCAAAUUUAUGAAUCUAAUGCAAAAUGCGUUAGAUAAAGGAAUGAAAUAAAAAAAAAAAUGAUUUUAGCAAAAUGUCUCAAAAUGUGUUUUGAGUCACAAACGGUCUGGGAGCAUCUAAAAGGUGGAUUUUAGUUUGAUUUGAACUUUCAUUGCUCUGGUGGUCUCAGGUAGUUUUAAAGUUCAACAUAUUUUAUUCUUUUCUGUUGUAUUUUCUGCUGACAGAUUCAAACGUGAUUGUAGAGGAAAUGAUGCACAGAUUUUGAAGUUUACUACUGAUUGUUACAUUUUUCCAGGGGAAACAUCAUUACUGAUGCACAGUAUGGUCAUCACUGACUUACUGUAGCUAUGCUGCAUCUGUCCUUGUUCAAUUAUUUUGAAUAUACAUUAUUGUUUAUGAGGCAUUUGCACUGAGAGUUUUAUGCAUAACAAAAUAAAUAUUGAAUCUACAUGUAUAACAAUGUUUAUCAUUAAAAGUGAGCCUUCCUAAAAAAAAUGUU